AUGGACUACGUUGCCCAUUUGCAGGCCCUGGCCUCCAUGAGCGGCUGGACCCAGCCCCAGUGGGGCUAUCCACCCGCUGCGGCCGCCCCAGCGCACCCCGCUGCGCCGGCCGCGCCGGUUGCGCCGGUGGUGCCAGGGCCGGUGGUGGCAGCUGCACCGGCGCCAGUGGCUCCUGCGCCAGUGGCUCCUGCAGCGCCGGUGGUAGUGGCACCACCUUACCCUGGGGGAUGGCCAGGCCAGCCAGCGUAUCAGGCGUAUCCGGUGCCUGCACCUACACCUGCACCCGGCGGUCGAACUCUGACAAUCGCCGAAGCUUGCGCGGCUGCAGCUAGUGGCACCGUCGGAGAAACUGUGCAGGACAACGAUGUGCGAGUGAUAGACUUCAAUGAGAGCCCAUUGCCGCUCCACAAAGUGUAUGCCUUCGAUCAAUGUGUUCAAUUUCCUCCCAAGCUUAUCGCGGACUUGAAGCAAUCGUUCCCGUCACCCUCGCAGAUCCAAGCCUUUACAUGGCCGCUGGCAAUGCAGGGGAAGGAUGUGAUUGGCAUUGCCGCUACAGGGAGUGGCAAAACUUUGGCGUUUCUGUUGCCAGCUUUCAGUGAAUUUUAUCACGCAGGGCAUCAGCCUCAAAGAGACGGCGUCGGCCUGCUGGUGAUGUCACCCACACGCGAGUUGGCCCAGCAGAUCGAGGUGGAAGCAAAUCGCUUUGGCAAAUGCUUGGGCAUGUUCAAUGUCUCAAUGUAUGGAGGUGCACCCAAGUGGGAACAGGUCAACAAAUAUCGCCAGGGCGUUCACAGCAUCAUUGCUUGCCCUGGUCGGCUGAACGACCUCCUGGACGGCCGGCAAGUUCAGGUACUGGAUGAAGCUGAUCGAAUGCUGGACAUGGGCUUUGAACCGCAGAUCCAAAAGAUCCUGCAGCAUGUUCCAAGAAGUCGGCACACCAUGUUCUUCACCGCCACAUGGCCCAGGGAGGUCCGGCAGUUGGCGAGUACCAUUCUCUAUCAGCCGGCACGGGUCAUGAUCGGAAACCGGGAUGAGUUGAAAGCCAAUCAGGACGUGACGCAACAAGUGCGUAUCGUUGAGUCCCAUGGCAAGAAAGCGGCUAUUCUGCAGCUGCUGCACGAAGCAGGCUUGAUGACACCAGGUGCAGUGGGCAAAGCCUUGGUAUUUGCCAGCACCAAACGAAUGUGUGAAGAUUUGGCCAAUCAACUUCAUCAUUCAGGUGUUUCCUGUGCCGCCAUCCAUGGUGACAAGGACCAAAAAGCCAGAGACCACGCCCUGAAUGGCUUGAAGCAAGGACGUAUCCGGGUCCUCGUUGCAACAGACGUGGCCGCCAGAGGGCUAGACAUUAAAGGCAUAGGUCUGGUGGUGAAUUAUGAUGCUGCCAACAACACGGAGGACUACGUCCACCGCAUUGGUCGAACGGGUCGAGCGGGCGCCAAAGGCUAUGCGGUGACCUUCCUGUGCCCCUCCGAAGAUGGUGGAAAGAUCUCCGGGAUCAUUCAGGUGAUGGAAAGCACCAACCAAUACGUCAGCGAUGAGCUGCGAAGCCUCUCGCGGCGCGGGGGGGGCUACCGCUCGCGCUACGGUGGCGGCGGACACGGCGGACACCGCAAAGGCGGCGGAAGCUCUGGUGAUUGCAAGUGGUGCAAGAUUGGAGACUGCUGGACGCAUCAGAAGGGCAGCAGAAACCGCAGCCGAAGUCCAAGAAGGUAG
This is a messenger RNA of Cladocopium goreaui, 1713 nucleotides long. NCBI's taxonomy places the organism in Eukaryota, Dinophyceae, Suessiales, Symbiodiniaceae. The record is from the annotation of a GenBank genome assembly.